Messenger RNA from Heterobilharzia americana, 1276 nucleotides. The record is from the annotation of a GenBank genome assembly. Lineage: Eukaryota; Metazoa; Platyhelminthes; Trematoda; Strigeidida; Schistosomatidae.
AUGGCUAUCAACAUCAAUCGAGAGGUUGAAGAUACCUUUUACAGGUACAAAAUGCCGAAGCUCGCCGCCAAGGUAGAGGGGAAAGGAAAUGGUAUAAAAACAGUCAUUGUUAAUGUCUCAGAUAUUGCGAAAGCUUUGUACCGAAAACCCAUAUACCUCACGAAGUUCUUUGGAUGCGAGUUAGGGGCACAGAUCCAUGUAGACGAAAAGAAUGAGCGUUACAUUGUUAAUGGGGCUCACCAAGCAGAAAAACUACAAGAACUACUAGAUGGCUUCAUCAAGAAAUUCGUGUUGUGUCAGAGUUGUGGGAAUCCGGAGACCACUAUGCAUGUGAAUAAAAGGGGCGGUACGGUUGCCACUACCUGCAAAGCAUGCGGUAGUCAGGGUCAGCUCGAUGUCACUCACAGAUUGACCCAGUAUAUUGUGAAGAAUCCUCCCGAGACGGAGGUCCCUCCGGCCAAGUCGAAACAGAAGAAGAGUAAGAAGACAAAGGGCGAAAAUGAAAGGGCCUCAGAUGAUGACAAUGAGGGCAACCCUGGCGGUGGAGAUGAAAACAGUCGCAACAGCCCUGUCAAUGCCGACGAAGAUGAUGAGGAUGAAGACUGGCUAGAAGAUACAACUGAGGAGGCUCGACGUCAACGAAUGAACACCUUGUCGGCCAUGGCGAAGUCUCUGGCUCUAUGUGACGAUGUGGAACGCUCCGAAACUGAGAGGGCCGAUAUAUUCUACAAACAUCUGUCCCAAAUGCAUCAGUCCGAUGAAGUGUUGUCACGUCGACAAGAGAUAAGGCAGGAGGCUAACCGUCUUAACCUUGGUCCACGGGCUGUACUCGUUAUCGCCGAGGUGUUGUUCAACAAUCCUUCUACCAUCCUAGCUGAUAUCAAGAAGUAUGCCCCAAUGUUGCUACUCUUCACUCGGUCUGGGGAGGACCAGAAGCGCGCUCAGAUGUACACUUGGGGUGCGAUGGCGAAACUCAUCGAGAGACAUGCAGACCAGAAUCUGAUAAACAAGGCGUGUCACCUUCUGAAGACUCUGUACGACAGUGACGUCAUCGAGGAAGAUGUUAUCCUUGCAUGGUACGAUAGAGGGCCUUCGAAAAAAUUUGUAUCCCGUGAACUCAGUGCUAAGAUACUGUCUCGCUGCGCCCCCAUGGUGACGUGGUUGAGGCAGGCUGAAGAGGAAGAGUCAGGAAGCUCUGAGGAGGAAGUUGAAGCUAGCAGCCCAAAGGUAUGUAUUUUCUCACUAGAUAAUGUCUUCAGGUGCCACAGCCAACUAA